AUGCAUAAACGGCUAAAGGUUAUAGUCCUGUUGUUCGGUGUACUUCUCCUAAUCGGAAUGUUUACUCAAUUCCUUAUGCCUUAUCAGUCACUGAUCUCAUAUUUCUUCAUAUGCUUCUUCUCNUUCGGUGUACUUCUCCUAAUCGGAAUGUUUGCUCAAUUCCUUAUGCCUUAUCAGUCACUGAUCGCAGAAACCAAAAACCUUGUGCCAGAGUCUGAAUGUGUUUGCGAGCUGGACAAUAUUCGACAUGAUUUCUGCUAUCGACUGCCAGCGGCUUCAGAUAUUCGUGGGACGCGAUUCAAUUGUACAUAUGCGGCACAUUUGAAAAUGCUAGAAACCAAGAACCUUGUGCCAGAGUCUGAAUGUGUUUGCGAGCUGGACAAUAUUCGACAUGAUUUCUGCUAUCGACUGCCAGCGGCUUCAGAUAUUCGUGGGACGCGAUUCAAUUGUACAUAUGCGGCACAUUUGAAAAUGCUAGGUAAUAUUACCACUGUUAUAACUUUUUUUUAG
Messenger RNA from Angiostrongylus costaricensis, 510 nucleotides. NCBI's taxonomy places the organism in Eukaryota, Metazoa, Nematoda, Chromadorea, Rhabditida, Metastrongylidae. The record is from the annotation of a GenBank genome assembly.